Messenger RNA from Lagopus leucura (white-tailed ptarmigan), 5008 nucleotides. RefSeq names its product deoxyribonuclease 2 beta (gene DNASE2B). Gene Ontology annotation, molecular function: deoxyribonuclease II activity. Bases 478 to 1566 code for a protein of 362 amino acids. NCBI's taxonomy places the organism in Eukaryota, Metazoa, Chordata, Aves, Galliformes, Phasianidae. The transcript has 13 exons. Gene Ontology annotation, biological process: apoptotic DNA fragmentation. The record is from RefSeq and is a predicted model, not a curated record.
AAGGAGACGAGAAUAUUUUCAAGACUAGGUUCAAUUCAGACUUUGUUCCUAAGAUAAAUGCUAAUGCAUUUAAAAGGGAAUUUUAAAACCUUACUAACCAACUGGAAUUAAAUUGCUGUGGCUCAGAGGCUUUUGUUGCUGUCGGUCCCUGCAAAUGGACGUUCAGUGCCCAUGGGCAAAUGGAGGAACAGAGCUGAACUGGGGGCUUUGCGACUGGGAAUGAUGCAAAGGCUGAGCUCACUGCAGAGGCUGCAUGGAAAAGCAGAGAGGAGAAAGUGGGUUUGGUUUGCUUGUCUGAAAACUGAGCUUUUUCGGGUAGUUGUACAAGAUUGACGAGUUUCACGUGUCCGUUCUUCUGCCCGGAUUGACGCGCGCGAGCUUCUAGCCGAUGCUGGGGGCGUUCACCGGCAGCCUGAGGAAACGCAGGCGACUUCUGUUUUCGGAGCCUGCCCUGCGCUCACUGUGCCACGCGCCGAGAUGACUGCGAGCUCUGCGUGGCGCGGCCCUACUCUGCUGCUGCUGCUCUUCUCCCCAGCCCUGUGGGCAGUGGAGAUUUCCUGCAGGAACGAAGACGGGGAGGCAGUGGACUGGUUUGCUGUGUACAAGCUGCCAAAGCACACCAAAGGAGAUGGCACAGGGCUGGGCCUGGAGUACCUGUACAUGGACAGCCUAGCGCAGCAGUGGCAGCCUGGCAGGUACCUUGUCAACAUGACACAGAGUGCUCUGGGACAGACACUGGGGCAGCUCUACAAAGCAUACGAGUCCAAGAGGAACAACACUGUGUAUGCAAUCUAUAACGAUGAGGUCCCUCAUUCAGGCUCCAUCAGCUGUAAAAAAGGACACACCAAAGGGUUUCUGCUCUUGGACAAAUCACAAGGCUUCUGGGUGAUCCACAGCGUGCCCUUGUUCCCCCCCUUUCCCGAAGAUGGCUAUGGUUACCCAGCCAGUGGGGAGUUCUACGGACAGACAGCCAUGUGCAUAACCUUCACAUAUGAGCAGUUCAUAGAAAUAGACCAACAGAUGCUGAGCUCUAAUCCAGAAAUCUACAGCUGCUCCCUCCCUGAUACCUUCCAAGCCGAUCUCCCAAACCUUCAAAAGCUUUGUGCAGGCUCCAGGCUGCCCUCAGGCCCCCUGCGCCGCCUCUCCAAGCUGCAGUCAGCACGUGGGGAAGCCUUUCUCCACUUUGCAAAGUCUAAUUCUUUUGUGGAUGAUAUCUACGUGGCCUGGGUGGCUCAGGAGCUGAAGACUGAUUUGUUGGCUGAAUCCUGGCAGCACUCUGGCCAAAAGCUUCCCUCAAACUGCUCUCUCCAGUACUAUGUCUACAACGUAAAUCUCAUAGGGACGCCACUGAAUUCCACCUUCCAUUCGAUCCAGGAUCACUCCAAAUGGUCUGUUUCAAUGAAGGAUGAAGUUCAGUGGACCUGCAUUGGAGACCUAAACCGUGCUGUUGAGCAAGCUUGGAGGAGUGGUGGGUUCAUCUGUACACAGAACAAACACAUCUACAAUGCUUUUAGACAUUUGGUGAUCCACUACGAAAGUUGCAAUUAUGCUUCCACGUGGAUAUAAAUAGACUGUUCCUCCCAAACAGCAUAGCCCCUCGUUACAUAAAAUGUGUGGGAAAUAUCUCCCUUAAAUUAUAUUUUCUCUCUGGAAAAAAAAAAAUGGCCCUGUGAGUUACCAAAUGCGCUAGACUUUCACUUCAUUAGCUACAAAAGCAGGCAUUUUAUGGGUAAAACAUGGCUGUUUUUUCCCUGCACUGUGACACUGAAGCAAAGCAUGCUGCUGCCAGCAGUGCUUCACAGGGGACGUCAGUGAGAAAUGCUGGACAGGGGAUGUGAGGAAAAAUGAAAACUUGCUGUGCUAUGUAGGCUGUCUGGGAUGGGCUGUUGACAGGAGAAAAGUACCCCAAAAUGCUUCAAAAUCACCGCCUGUUCCAGGUUCUGUUGAGAUCAGAUCAUGGCUGCUGAGGCUGGGCUGAAUUUCUUAAAAGUCAGGCGUAAUUGGAUGCAGACAGGAAGACAAGUAGUCUGGGGACAAGAAGGCUUCAUUUUUAUGAUUAAUUUUUGGAGAAGAAAUCAGCUUUGAAUCAUUUGUUACCAACAGCUUGGGAAUGUUUCUAGUGCUUUUAUUCAUGUGCAGCAAUCAUAUAAACCAAUAAACACGUCCAAAAAAUGAAUGAAUAAAAUAAAUUAAGAGAGAAGAUGUUCUUUUUAUGGUCUCUCUCUUCCAUCUAUAGCUAUUUGUGAUUGGUUAUACGGUUUUAUAGCUGCCAAAGGAAAAAUUGAGAAAAUUAGGGGGAAAAAAAGAGAGAGAAGAAAAUAUUUGAACAUGUUAUUUCAUCUACAUUUUCACACUGCAGAUUAUGUGGCUGUUAAUUUUUGAUACCUCUGUUCUCAGGCCUAGCAUUUGAAGUUUGCAUAGAUUUGCUAUAAAGACAAAGCAAACUUGCAAACUUGCAGUAGCAUUUUUUGAAUCAAUUUUUAAUAUGUUCUUAGGUACAUUUAUAGGAUUAUAUCUCACUUUUUUUUUUUUUUUUCCUGAAUUGCUAUAAACUUAUGUUUGAAGGUUUGCCUGCCCUGCUAAUAUUUCUGUUUUGCUGUGUUUGUAGUCCAUACCCCUGACUGUAUACAAGUGUCAAAUAGCUAUCAAGAAGUACUCUAUGACCACAAGAAUUUACUGAAGACUUCCUUCCCUUUCCAUCCUGAAAAAAUCAAUCAAUCAACAAAGUGUUCAAAGUACCAAAUAAAUGAAUGUCAUAUCACAUUUGAGUGUACUUCUUGAAGAAAUAAAACUACUGUAUCUGGCCUGGUUAAUGGGAGAACUGUGCAAAACUGGAUUGUAUGUUUAGUCAACCUGGGUUGAAGAUAAAGCUGACUCUCAUAGCUCAAUGAAAAUAAUGUAAAUAGUUUAGAUGUUUUGCACGAAAUGGACUUUUUUCUUUAUCUCUACAUAUGAGCAAAAAGUUUUACAAAUAAUGUUAAGUAACGUUUUUCCUCUGAAGCUUGUCAAAUUAUUUUAUGUGCAUGCUUUCCAUUGUUUCACCAGCUGUGGUCAAGUAAUAACUAUUUGUGGCUGUGAAAAUUGCCUGUUAGACAGCAGUGAGUGCUGGGACAGUAGGGUUUGGCUUCGAUAAGCCAAGAUAAAAUUUGUCUUGUCCAUUUUUUCAUGGCAGACACUGACCCAACUGGCCUGACCUCUUGCAUCUUACCCACAGCAUCACAUGUUCGUGUACAGGACACGUACUGGAACAACAAGGAGACCUUCACUGGAAUCAGCUCAGGUGAGGUGCUCCAUGGUACACCAGAGGGCUCUGGGAUCUGCUCCACCACCUGUAUUUCCUAUGGGAGAUGCUCAGCCACAAUGUUUAACUCACAGAGCUCAACAGCAUGGAGUCUUCAUCCCAAUGCUGACACAGUGGUGUGUCACAGUCCUGCUCCCCAGACCUGUCCCUUGACUUGUGCUCCAGAUUGAUUGCCUCCCUGUCAGCAUCUACUAAAGAGGCGUAAACAGUAGUGGGAAGAUGGAAAGAAGCCCUGUACCCUACACUGCCUAACUUUACCUGCUGAGCCCUCUGUGCCCGUGGAGGAGAGCAUGCAGCACAGCCCCUGGGAAGGGACCUGGUGAGCCACACUGCAGCUGCAGAAGGGCAGAAGAGAUGGAUACAGCAUGGAGAGAGCAGAAGGCUCUUCUCCUUCUGGAAUCCCCAUGUCUCAUCCCCUUGUUGCACAGGAACCUGCCCUCCUCUUUUCUGCCAAAUAACAUGGAGUACCAGAGAAAUCAGAAUGAGAGAACUCAGAGGAAAACUCAGAAGAGUGAAGAGGACAACAGAAGGUAUAACCUCCACAGGCUGAGCCACAGAGAGAAAAAAAAUGAGAAGCACACACUGAAGUGACUUAGCCAAGUAUUAAAAACCAAACAAAUCCUAUCACCUGGAGAGGAAGCAGCUCCCUGUUUGUUACCAAACUUCCAAGAGGAAGCUACAAUUAAGAUUUAAAAACCAAUAAAAACGCAGUGAAGAUGGAGGUGCAGAACAUUUACAAGAUUAACUGCAGACCGUUUCAUUAUGGAGUGUGACACUAUAACUUAAUUCAUUCUCAUGGAAUUCAGAUAACUGCAGGCAAAAAAGGCAAAAGCUUUAAUAAAGGAAUAGUUCUACUGCAACAAAGGAAAUGAGCAAGAAGAGAGAUGAGGACACAUCCUAAGUCCACUAAUGGCGGUGGGAAUUUGCCUUCAUCUUCAGUGGGAACAUAUUUUCAAAGACAUGGGAAUCAUCCAUACAAACGGGAGGAUAAAAUCUGAACCUUCCGUGGUCUAUGACACAAACCAGAAGAUGGCCCCGGCACAGUGGAAACGUGCCCAGCAGGAGUUUCACAGCCAGGCUUGACCACAGUCCUAUGUGGGGUGCCGGCUGCUGGGAUGCACGUCAUCACAGCCGCAGGCACAGGCAGUGUCUGUGGUAGAGCCCUCCCUGAGGCCGGGCCAGGCAGGAACCAGGCAGAGAUGCAUCCCUCUGGUGAACACUGACCCUCUUGCUGAUUAUGGGUUUACCUUCAAUGCCCUACAUUUGGGAAGAGGAGCAGCGUGGACAGCAGGAAUCUUCCCCAGGGAGAUUCAAAAUCUUCUUCAAGGGCCAAGAACUCUUCCUGGGUACAUGCUGCCUGCUGAAUGGCGCAAAAAGCCAAAGCAGGAAAGUCCAGAUGAAGGAACCUCAUGAUCUCAAGCACCUUUUCUUUUGGUACUGGCACUACACAGCAAAGUAGACAUUAAAAUAACAGAGUUGCCACUCUUCUGCUAGCAGAAGCAUUCAUCUCCCUCUCAUCCCUUUGAUCUACUCCUUCUUCCACUCCCAGGAUUGCGCUACGUCAACUCUCUGUGUGAUAGUGUGCACACCAGGACCUUGUUGUACUCUUGAAGAAUUUUCUAAGUUUGUGAGACCAGUUCUCAGGAGCUCUUUAGCAAAGUUCUUAUGUUGCCAGCAUCAUUCCCUCAGAAGAAACUGGUAAAAAGG